Messenger RNA from Drepanopeziza brunnea f. sp. 'multigermtubi' MB_m1, 1917 nucleotides. RefSeq lists its product as uncharacterized. Gene Ontology annotation, cellular component: endoplasmic reticulum. Gene Ontology annotation, biological process: GPI anchor biosynthetic process. Lineage: Eukaryota; Fungi; Ascomycota; Leotiomycetes; Helotiales; Drepanopezizaceae. The record is from RefSeq and is a predicted model, not a curated record.
AUGGACCUCUUCUCCUACAUAAAGAGCAUUUACGAUCUGGAUACGAUCGAUACUCGCUUCACCAGCUCAUCCUCGACCCCCUACAAGACUGUAAUAGAGUCCCGUUCCCAUCCCGACUAUAAGGUGAAGCGCGACCAUUCUGUGCCUGGAAUCGGGGUCAGGACCGAUCAUAGUGGCAGACCAAUCGCCCAACCCUCGAAAUGGAAUACCCCUGAAUUCUACUUCUAUUACUUUGUGUUUAUAACCAUUGUUCCAUGCAUGUUCUGGGUGGCAUACGAUGUAUCGCGACCGUCCCACCCAAAUUACCACAAGUUCGAGGAAUUGCUGAGUGAAGGCUGGGUACCAGGGCGAAAGAUUGAUGUGUCUGAUGAUCAAUACCACUCGUUCCGUACGAAUGUACCAUAUCUCGCUGUCCUCCUCGUCUGUCAUCCACUGCUUCGAAAACUUUACAAUGCAUUCUACCCGGUGCCCACUCCACAUGGCUCCCCAAAGCCCAAUGGAGUCUCGACAUACAUUUCUGUUGCAGCUGGAGAGGCUCGGAAGGAGCAGAGGGCUUCCUUCGACUUUGGAUUUGCAUUGAUAUUUUUGGCUGCUUUGCAUGGAUUCUCCGCGCCGAAGGUCCUGGCGAUUCUAUCGGCCAAUUAUGCCCUGGCCACCAAUUUGCCCCGGACCUACGUCCCCUACGCCACAUGGAUCUUCAAUGUUGGGAUCCUCUUUGCGAACGAACUGUGCGCCGGGUACAAGUUCUCGGCAUUUGCUGCAUGGCUCUCUUCUGUAGAGGGUGAACAAGCAGCAGGUGCCGUACACGCUUGGGGCCAGUGGCUUGACGAUUACGGUGGUGUCAUCCCAAGAUGGGAAAUCUUGUUCAAUUUGACAGUUCUGCGAUUGAUCAGUUUCAACAUGGAUUACUAUUGGAGCCAGGAGAGAAGAAGUUUGAGCCCUAAUGAAAAGAAACAACUUGACCCUGCCAACCUCUCCGAAAGAGACCGUAUUUCUAUACCCGCAUCAGAGAGAGACUUCUCAUUCCGCAAUUACAUCGCCUACGCCAUCUACGCCCCCCUCUAUCUCACCGGUCCCAUCAUAACGUUCAACGACUUUGUCUCACAACUGAAGUACCCCCCGGCCAGCAUCGAAUUGCCCCGUACCAUAAAAUACGGCAUCCGCUUCCUUCUCUGUCUCCUCGCCAUGGAGCUUCUCCUUCAUUUCGACUAUUGCGUCGCCAUCUCAAAAGGAGACCCCGUCUGGUCAGACUACACACCCGCCCAGCUCUCCCUCCUCUCCUACUUCAACCUGCACGUCCUCUGGCUCAAGCUCCUCCUUCCCUGGCGCUUCUUUCGCCUCUGGUCCCUGGUAGAUGGCAUUGACCCGCCAGAAAACAUGCUCCGGUGCCUCUCGGACAACCCGUCAACCGUCGCAUUUUGGCGCGGCUGGCAUCGCUCCUACAACCGCUGGCUGGUGCGCUACAUCUAUCUCCCUAUGGGUGGUGUCUCCGGCCGCACGUGGAAAACAACAAUCAUGUCCAUCGUCAACUAUGCAUUUGUCUUUACUUUUGUCGCUCUAUGGCACGACAUCAGCUUGAACCUGCUGGUUUGGGGAUGGCUGGUGGUAUUAUUCAUGAUGCCAGAGGUGAUUUUAGGCAUGAUUUUUCCGAGGAGGAGGUGGGAGAAUAAUUUGACGGCAUAUAGGGUACUCUGUGGGUUCGGGGUUGUGGGAAACUUGAUGAUGAUGAUGAUGGCUAAUCUGGUCGGGUUCGCGGUGGGUGUUGAUGGGCUAAAGAGUAUCAUUGCAGGCAUUUUUAGGGAUUUUUCUGGUAUCGCCUUCUUGGCCACAGCCACCUGUGUGCUGUUCGUAGGUAUCCAGGUCAUGUUUGAAGUGAGAGAGAGCGAAAUGCGGAAAGGCAUCUUUUUGAAGUGCUAA